Molecule: messenger RNA, 494 nt
Organism: Triticum dicoccoides
Lineage: Eukaryota; Viridiplantae; Streptophyta; Magnoliopsida; Poales; Poaceae
Product: histone H3.2-like
Exons: 2
Coding region: 74-484 (136 amino acids)
Cellular component (GO): nucleosome
Molecular function (GO): DNA binding; structural constituent of chromatin; protein heterodimerization activity
Source: RefSeq, a predicted model, not a curated record
CCUCCGUCCCAUUCCACCCAAACUCAAAUCCCUCACCGGCGCAGCACCCACACCCCAAACCCUUCCCGCUCCGAUGGCCCGCACGAAGCAGACGGCUCGCAAGUCCACCGGCGGCAAGGCGCCGAGGAAGCAGCUGGCGACCAAGGCGGCGCGCAAGUCGGCCCCGGCCACCGGCGGCGUGAAGAAGCCCCACCGCUUCCGCCCUGGCACCGUGGCGCUCCGUGAGAUCCGCAAGUACCAGAAGAGCACGGACCUGCUCAUCCGCAAGCUCCCCUUCCAGCGCCUGGUGAGGGAGAUCGCGCAGGACUUCAAGACCGACCUCAGGUUCCAGAGCUCCGCCGUCUCCGCGCUGCAGGAGGCCGCCGAGGCGUAUUUGGUGGGGCUGUUCGAGGACACCAACCUGUGCGCCAUCCACGCCAAGCGCGUCACCAUCAUGCCCAAGGACAUCCAGCUCGCCCGCCGCAUCCGCGGGGAGCGCGCCUAGGCUGUCUGAU